Cinara cedri is the source of this 309-nucleotide messenger RNA. The record is from the annotation of a GenBank genome assembly. Lineage: Eukaryota; Metazoa; Arthropoda; Insecta; Hemiptera; Aphididae.
AUGACGAAACCAAACAUUGGCGGCGGACAAGAUACGACGGGGAGCCGUACGACGUGGUCCGCGCGACACCAAUGCCUCAUAAUCACUCCGGCCAGCCGCGACGAAUUCCAUCGAAUACUGUUUAAGGGCAAACGCUUACCUGUACAUGUCAAGUGGCUGGGUCGUACAACGAGAAGAAGAGAGAGGAAGAGCAGCUUCACUAGAACGGAAACCUCGGGCGAAGACACCUUGGGCCAAGGAAAACGCGGACGGACGCGGUCGAAGAGCACUCCGGAAAUAUGGGAACGGAUAAACGACAAAGAGAGAUAG